GGAGGCGGAUUAUGGCACACAUGGUUUGAUAGAGAUUUGAUUUUGGGAGGAAGAAUAAUAUAUUAGGAUGAAAAAAAAGUGUUAAAAACAACUUUAUUUUAAACUGAAAAACCCUAUUUUAAAAUUCCAAAUUUAGCUAUUCAUUUAUAAGAAGAAAAAAAUAAAUUUCAAAUAAAUUUAGAAAAUCAUUUAAAUCCAAUAAUGUCUUAUAUAAAUAAAGAAAACGAAGAAAAUUCUAAAAGAGAUCAUUUCGAAGGAUUACUGAAUGAAAUUUCGGAAUAAAUAAAGAUUCCUAUCAAACAAAUUUUGGAUUUAGAUUUAUUCUUUUCAGAUAAUUAGCAAGGACAAAUUAUUGGAUUUAAUCAAGAAUUCAUAAGUGCGGCCAGAAUUGAUAAUUUAUUUUCCUGUUGGGCUGCUGUGAAAGCUUUUUAAGAAUGUAAAUAAGACGAAAAUUAACAUUCAAUUAACUUAAUUUGCCUUUUUGAUCAUGAAGAAUGUGGGUCUUAAAGUUCUAAAGGCGCUGGAAGUAACCUUUUGAAUUAAACAUUAUAAAGAAUUUGGAAAACAUUAAAAUAAACAAAUGUUUAAUAAGAUUCUUUAGAAAAAGCUUUCGCAAAUUCUUUUUUAGUCUCAGCGGAUAUGGCUCAUUCUAUACAUCCUAAUUAUGCUGAUUGUCAUAAAUAAAAUCAUUAAGUUAAAUUAAAUGAAGGAAUUAUAAUUAAAACAAAUCAUAAUUAAAGAUAUUCAACUGAUUCCUUUACCUCAAGUUUUGUAAAAUAAAUUGCAAAUUCAGGCAAUAUUCCUUACUAAGAAUUUAUUGUGAAAAAUGGAAGUCCUUGUGGAAGUACUAUUGGACCUAUUGUGUCUAGUAAUACAGGUAUUAAAAGUGUUGAUUUGGGUACGGGAAGUUGGGGAAUGCAUUCUAUAAGGGAAACUUGUGGAAGCUUAGACUCUUAUUAUUAUUUUUAGUUUAUGAAAUUAUUUUUAGAAUUUAAUUAUGAUUUUAAAUGA
Molecule: messenger RNA, 1011 nt
Organism: Ichthyophthirius multifiliis
Lineage: Eukaryota; Ciliophora; Oligohymenophorea; Hymenostomatida
Exons: 2
Biological process (GO): proteolysis
Molecular function (GO): zinc ion binding; aminopeptidase activity
Source: RefSeq, a predicted model, not a curated record